This is a messenger RNA of Prunus mume (Japanese apricot), 1301 nucleotides long. It is a transcript of the gene UBC22, whose product is annotated as ubiquitin-conjugating enzyme 22. Lineage: Eukaryota; Viridiplantae; Streptophyta; Magnoliopsida; Rosales; Rosaceae. The record is from RefSeq and is a predicted model, not a curated record.
UUUCUCUUGAGCACGCACAGUCUCUCUCUCUCUCUCUCUCUCUCUCUCUCUCUCUCUGUUCUUUGCAUCGCAACCCUCAAAGCCCUCAAUCAUACCCUCAAUCUACAACAUUAGACUGAGCUUUUUUUCAUGAUAUAAGGCGAGUUCACAUCUGGGUUUGAUUUAUUUAGGACAUUUCGGCUUACAGCUUGCCUUAUUCUGUCACUCUAAUCCGUGGAGUUGAAAGUUUUGUGGCACAUAUUUGGCUGAUUUGCUGAUUUUCUUUUGGUAGCAAAAGUUUGCUUUGGGACUUCAUUUGUUUAUUCUUAUGGCUACUAAUGAAAAUCUCCCACCAAACGUAAUUAAGCAACUUGCGAAGGAAUUGAAGAAUCUUGAUGAAUCCCCUCCUGAAGGCAUUAAAGUUGGUGUUAAUGAUGAUGAUUUUUCGAUCAUAUAUGCGGAUAUUGAAGGCCCAGCUGGCACUCCUUACGAGAAUGGUGUUUUCCGCAUGAAGUUGUUAUUGUCUCGUGACUUUCCACACUCUCCUCCUAAAGGCUACUUCCUGACUAAGAUUUUCCAUCCAAACAUUGCAACUAACGGUGAGAUUUGUGUCAACACCUUGAAAAAAGAUUGGAAUCCAAGUCUUGGAUUACGACAUAUUCUGAUUGUAGUUAGAUGUUUAUUGAUCGAACCAUUUCCAGAAUCAGCAUUGAAUGAACAGGCGGGCAAGAUGCUGCUUGAAAAUUAUGAAGAAUAUGCAAAACAUGCCAGACUUUAUACUGGAAUUCAUGCCAAGUCAAAACCCAAGUUUAAAACAGGAGCUAUUUCAGAGUCGACUACUGCACUGAACGUUGACCAAACUAACAGCUCUGCACUUAAUGCUGAUCAAAAGAUCACAGCCCCUGGUGCUGCUAUGCCAGUGAUCUCUGCAUCCCCGUCCCCACUGGCCCCUAUUACAGUGACGAGAGGAAAUGGUCAGGAUCAACCAGCUGUUGUUGCUCCAGUGGAGACUGGAGUUAGUGGCUGUGCUGCAUCAGCAGCAGCAACUACUACAACGCUAAGGAAGGAAGGUGGAUUGGCAAAAGCACAGGCAGACAAGAAGAAAAUAGAUGCAAGGAAGAAAAGUUUGAAGAGAUUAUGAAAACAGGGAAAAAUGAUUGAAUUUGCUGUUGUGCAGUUUGUGACUCGUUUGAAUGAGAGAAUGAGAGGUGGGGUUGAAAAGUGAAGGGCCAAAAUAUGAGGGGGGUUGGGGGAAUGUGUGGUGUAAGAAAUACUGGAAUUGGGCAAAAAAUUGAUGGAUUAAAUUUACCAGUUUCCCUUUA